Hyaloperonospora brassicae is the source of this 1689-nucleotide messenger RNA. The record is from the annotation of a GenBank genome assembly. Lineage: Eukaryota; Oomycota; Peronosporomycetes; Peronosporales; Peronosporaceae.
AUGCAGCAGAGCUCGCACAACGUCGUGUUUGGAGACCCCCUGAAGCCCGUGAAGCUCGACGAUUUCCGCAAUGUCCUCAUCCGUCAAGAGGAGACGACGAUCUUUGCGCUGAUUGAACGCGCGCAGUUUCCGCACAAUAAGGAGGUUUACGUCAACAUGAGAGACAGCAAAAGCGCCGUGUUUGGAGGCCUGAAAGGCAAGUACAGGACCUUUGACGGCAGUUUGCUGGACUUUAUGCUGCUCGAGACGGAACGACUGCACGCUCUGGCGCGGCGGUACACGUCCCCGGACGAAAACGCGUUUUUCCCACAUCUUUUGCCAGAGCCCAUUUUGCCCAUCGUGGACUUCCCGCGCAUCUUGACGCCCAAUCGGAUCAACAUCAACAGUCAGAUCAUGAGCGUGUACCAGGAAAAGAUUCUGCCUGGACUCACGACGAAUGCGAGCAACCAUACGUUGUACGGAUCGACAGCAACGGCAGACAUUGCGGUGCUCCAGGCACUGAGUAAGCGUAUCCAUUUCGGCAAGUUCAUUGCUGAAGCCAAGUUCCAAGCAGAGACAGAGCGCUACACGAAGCUCAUUCUCGCAAAUGACGCCGACGGGAUCAUGGAAGCACUUACGAACUCGGCAGUCGAAGAGAAAGUGCUCGAGCGCGUGAAGCUGAAAGCAUCGACGUACGGCCAGGACCCGAACUCGCCAGCGACGCCGGCUGACAAGGAGCUGAAAGUCGAUCCACAGCUCAUCUCCGACUUGUACCGCGACUUCGUGAUGCCGCUGACAAAGCAAGUGCAGGUGCGGUACUUGCUGCAGCGCGUCGCACAUCCUUCGAUCGCUGUUGCAGGUAUCGAGGGAUCGUUUUGCUGGCUCGCGGCUCAGGCUCUAUUCGGUAGCGAUACCCUGCAGAAGGAACACCUGCUGCAAGCUGAGUCCAUCAGCGCGGUCUUCAACGAUGUCUGCUCGAAUCGCACGGCCUACGGCGUCGUUCCGAUCGAGGACUCGCGUCUGGGUAUGCUGAAGGAGACGCAGGCGCAGCUGAUGCGUACCUCGCUGAAGGUGUCCGCUGAACUCGUGCUUACGUGCUCUUUCAUCUUUGCAGCAAAAGACAAACAGGUCACCAAAAGCUCAGACGUGACGAAGGUCUUUUGCCCGAAAGACACCGACGCGUGGCUGGUAGCUCAAGCAGAGCAAAGCUGGCCAAGCGCGCAGAUAGUCUCUGUGCCCAAUGUCAUGGAAGCUGCAAGACGUGCUUUUGUCGAAGCGUCGUCGGUGGCGGUGACCACGUCAAGCGCUGCAGAGUCGAAUGGCUUGAAGCAGGUUGAGACAAGCCACGCCCUGGCGUCAGAGGGUCUUCGUCCUGCGGCGGAAGGCAGGUCAUCGUUUAUCCGCUUCGUGGCUGUUUCAAAGAGCUACCCCGCAGCCACUGGAAACGACAAGUCAUGCCUGAGCAUGAAAAUCAAACACGAGGUCGGCUCGCUGUUUAACGCGCUCGACGUGUGGAAGAAUUACGGCAUCAACCUCACGUGUCUCGAGUCCAUCUACCGCCAAGAGCAAGACGGCUACAACUUCUUCGUCGAGGUUGUCGGCCACUUCGACGAUACCAACGUCCGUCAGGCUGUGGAAAAGCUGCAGUCUGUUUGCACCGUCAAGCACCUUGGCUCGUUCCCGGUAGCAAAGCGUCUCGUGCAUAGUUGA